Aptenodytes forsteri (emperor penguin) is the source of this 1129-nucleotide messenger RNA. It is a transcript of the gene NDUFAF6, whose product is annotated as NADH:ubiquinone oxidoreductase complex assembly factor 6. Gene Ontology annotation, biological process: biosynthetic process; mitochondrial respiratory chain complex I assembly. The transcript is spliced from 8 exons. Gene Ontology annotation, cellular component: mitochondrion. The coding region runs from base 77 to 802 and encodes 241 amino acids. The record is from RefSeq and is a predicted model, not a curated record. Lineage: Eukaryota; Metazoa; Chordata; Aves; Sphenisciformes; Spheniscidae.
GACUAUGAAGGGUUUCUGUGUUCUCUGCUGUUGCCUGUAGAAUCUCGAACCUCUGCUUUUGCCUUGAGAGCCUUCAAUGUGGAACUGGCUCAGGCAGAUUAAAGACUCCAUAACUCAGAAGACUACAGGUUUGAUGCGAAUGCAGUUCUGGAGGGAGGCUGUGGAAGAUAUAUACUGCGAUAACCCACCACAUCAGCCAGUUGCUGCAGAACUGUGGAGGGCUGUCAAGAGGCAUAACUUGACUAAAAUGUGGUUCAUGAAGAUCAUUGAUGAAAGAGAGAAGAAUUUGGAUGAUAGAGCGUACCGUAACAUCCAGGAGCUUGAAACAUAUUCUGAGAACACUCAGAGUGCUCUCUUGUACCUCACCUUGGAAAUGCUGGGUGUGAGGGACAUCCAUGCUGACCAUGCAGCCAGUCACAUUGGGAAAGCGCAAGGCAUAGUUACCUGUUUAAGAGCAACUCCGUAUCACAGUACAAGACAAAAGGUCUUUCUUCCCAUGGACAUUUGUAUGUUGCAUGGAGUUUCACAAGAGGAUUUCAUAAGAGGCAAGCAAGAGAAAAAUGUGAGAGAUGUAAUUUAUGACAUUGCCAGCCAGGCCCAUAUUCAUCUAGAAGAUGCUAGAUCUUUCAGUAAGAAAGUUCCUGUGAAGGCAUAUCCUGCUUUUUUCUGUACGGUUGCUUUAGAUGAUUAUUUAUGCAAUAUGCGAAAAGUGGACUUCAAUAUAUUUCAUCCAAGCUUACAAAAGAAGAGUACGUUAUUACCAUUGCAUUUAUAUAUUAGAUCUUGGAAAAAAACAUAUUAAUUUUUUUUAAUAUGGGUUCAGAGUGCUGAGUUUUUUCUUUAACGUCUUAACUUGAUAGAAUUGUUAAGAGUCUGACUUCACACUUCUGCAAACUGUAGUUCAUGGGAAGCAGCAGAUGCGCAUGAACUGUAGCUGUCAGCUUGCUGGCAGCAGUUGAGUUUGUUCUUGGAAUAUUAGGCUGAUAUCUCUGCUGCACAUGUCUGCCAAGUCGUAUGUCCUUGUCUGAGAUUGCUUUUCUUGUCUUUCCUGUAAUAACAGCAAUAUGAUAGAAUUCUUCUUGGACAAAUUCUUUGCUAAUGGAUACUCCUGACAAUUCUGACACUUUAC